Messenger RNA from Aspergillus pseudotamarii, 1328 nucleotides. RefSeq names its product putative glycerol dehydrogenase (GldB) (gene gldB). The record is from RefSeq and is a predicted model, not a curated record. Bases 67 to 1110 code for a protein of 347 amino acids. Lineage: Eukaryota; Fungi; Ascomycota; Eurotiomycetes; Eurotiales; Aspergillaceae. Gene Ontology annotation, cellular component: cytosol. Gene Ontology annotation, molecular function: aldose reductase (NADPH) activity. The transcript has a single exon.
UUUUUUGAAUCCCUUUCUCUCACAAUAUACCCACCACCCCAAUUCUCAUCAUCACACCCACCCAACAUGUCGAACGGAAAGUCUUUCACGCUGAGCAAUGGCGUUAAGAUCCCUGGUGUCGGUUUCGGUACCUUCGCCAGCGAGGGCUCCAAGGGCGAGACCUACCGCGCUGUCAUGACCGCCCUCACAACCGGAUACCGUCACUUGGACUGUGCCUGGUUCUACCUCAACGAGGAUGAGGUUGGUGAUGGUAUCCAUGACUUCCUCAAGGAGAACCCCUCGGUCAAGCGUGAGGACAUCUUCGUCUGCACCAAGGUCUGGAACCACCUCCACCGUUACGAGGACGUCAUCUGGUCUGUUGAGAACUCCCUGAAGAGACUCCGACUGGACUACAUUGAUCUCUUCCUUGUCCACUGGCCCAUUGCUGCCGAGAAGGAGGACCAGGAGCACCCCAAGAUUGGCGCUGACGGCAAGGUAUGCAAACCACAUUAUCCUCUGCGGCCUGGUUUCAUGUCCGGAAAGCUAACCGAACCAUCACAGUACGUCAUCCUCAAGGAUCUCACUGAGAACCCCGAGCCCACAUGGCGCGCCAUGGAGAAGAUCUAUGAGGACGGCAAAGCCAAGUCCAUCGGUGUCUCCAACUGGACCAUUCCCGGUCUUGAGAAGAUGUUCAAGUUCGCCAAGGUCAAGCCUCAUGUCAACCAGAUUGAGGUCCACCCCUUCCUGCCCAACAACGAUUUGGUCCAGUUCUGCUUCAAGAACGACAUCCUCCCUGCGGCCUACUCGCCUCUGGGCUCCCAGAACCAGGUGCCCACCACCGGCGAGCGGGUCAGUGAGAACAAGACCCUCAACGAGAUCGCCCAGAAGGGCGGCAACACCCUGGCCCAGGUGCUCAUUGCCUGGGGUCUGCGUCGCGGUUACGUUGUGCUCCCCAAGAGCUCCAACCCCGCUCGUAUCAAGUCCAACUUCAAGAGCAUCGACCUGACUGACGAGGACUUCGAGGCCGUCAACAAGGUUGCCGAGGGCCGUCACUUCCGCUUCGUCAACAUGAAGGAUACCUUCGGCUACGACGUGUGGCCUGAGGAGACCGCCAAGAACCUGUCUGCUUAAACGAAACAGGGUCUGGAUGGGACAAUAGACUUCUUUUCUUUAUGCGGGACAUAAACAAUUGGAGAGUUGUUCAGGAGGCCAAAAACAAUAUAUAGUAUACAAUGGCUACAUAUUCCCAUAGUAUCAAACGAAGAAAUGUAACGGCCUAUGACAAUCACAACUGGAUGGAAUACUUUGUAAAUAACAUAACAUAGAAAAUUUACCAGGUACCAUACAAG